GGGGUGAAGGAGUGUGGGUGUAAGGAACGAAAAGGAAGGACAGGCAAGUGGAAGAAACCACCAUGAAGGAUGUCAACUGAAAACCCCGGGAAGUACUCGAGAAAAAAGAAAAGCGAGCGCGGCGCUAUUUUAGGAGAACGACUGGAACGAGGGGAACGAGCGGGCGCCAAAAAGUAACCGGGAUGAGUAGUGGCGGCCCCAAAGGAGCUUAACGCAGGGCCAUCAAUGGCACGAGAAAGUCAAGAGGCCGACCACCGCGAACACGCCACUUCUCCGUUGGAUGGAAGUAGGUCACUAGGUGGUAGUUCAGACCUUGGGACGAGGACAUGGGACGGCAGUCGAGGGCCGAUCGUCCCCACCGGAGGAACGAGGAUCUUAGGUUCACUAGUCCGUGGUGCGACUGCAGGGCAUCGGCAUCACAGCGACUCGUGCUGCAAUUGGCAAAGCGGAGACCACCUCGGCUCAAACAUCACUCCAUCCGACCCAAGGGAGGUCCUCGCCAGGGGGAGGGGGGGAUUCGGGUAUGACGGACAACAUCGCCAUCAGCCCGUACGGAGUCACUUGCACUGUGAACCGUGAACUCAGCUGAAAAAGCAUCGGGCAACUCCAGGAUUCAACUGCCAUGGCCAUACUCCAAAGAGGACAGAGGCCCGUGAACUA
Aspergillus ibericus CBS 121593 is the source of this 660-nucleotide messenger RNA. RefSeq lists its product as uncharacterized. NCBI's taxonomy places the organism in Eukaryota, Fungi, Ascomycota, Eurotiomycetes, Eurotiales, Aspergillaceae. Bases 226 to 579 code for a protein of 117 amino acids. The record is from RefSeq and is a predicted model, not a curated record. The transcript has a single exon.